GUUCAUCCAGGAUUGGUGUUUCGGAGAAUUAUACACUACUUUGGAAGGCGCUAAGAUCUCAGGAACCGGUUCAAAGCAGUACGUAUCGGGAAUUGAUUGUAGACUUCGGAGGCUCAGUGGCCGGUUAAACAUCAGACUCGUGAAUGUCGAUCCUCAAUUCGAUCGAGUACAAGAACGUCAUCUCGUCCUGCUUUAAUGUGUUUCUCUUCUCUCCAUCUUCUGCUUCCUCCCCCAUCCAGCACGGACCAAACCAUCAGCCAUCAAGAUGCUUGCCGAAACUUUCAUUACCGCGGCCCUCUUCGCCACUUCGGCGCUCGCCGCCCCGGCUCCCAACCCCGUUCAGCUGAUGAGCCGCGCCCCCCAACCGGGCGUCGUCAUCAGGCAGUGCGCCCAGCCUGGCAUGCUCGCACUCGCAUACGAUGACGGCCCGGGCCAAUACACCUCGAGGCUGGUCGACAUCCUUGACGCCGCCGGUGCCAAGGCCACCUUCUUCAUGACCGGCACUUUGUACGGCUGCAUCUACAACCAGGCUGCGGCCAUCAAGAAGGCCUUUGCUAGCGGUCAUCAGUUGGCUUCGCAUACUUGGUCCCACGGCCAUAUGAAUUCCUUCUCCGCCGCCCAAGUCGCCUCCGAGAUGACCAAGGUCGAAACCGCCUUCGCCAACCUCGUCGGCAAGAAGCCGCGCUACAUGCGUCCUCCCUUCCUCGAGACCGGCAACCAGGUCCUCCCCGUCCUCAAGUCCAUGGGCUACAAGGUGAUCACAGACGACGUCGACUCGGGCGACUGGAACAGGCAGACGCCGGCGCAGUCGGAAGCCAAGUUCAUGCAGGCGGGUGCGCGCGGCAAUGGCCACAUCCCGCUGAUGCAUGAGGUGUAUCAGUCAACGGUCGAGCAGUUGACGCCGUGGUUGAUCAACUGGGCCAAGCAGAACAACUUGAGACUGGUUACCGUGGCGGAGUGCUUGGGAGAUAAGAAUGGAAUGUACCAACCGCAGAGUUUCCCCGUGCAUCAGGGACCGCUUUCGUGCUAGGUACCUACCUACAGGAGGUUAGAAUUGAUAAGUUGAGGGGCAGGAGGAACGAAGGGUAUAUUGGGUUGGGA
This is a messenger RNA of Neurospora hispaniola, 1101 nucleotides long. RefSeq names its product glycoside hydrolase/deacetylase. Bases 266 to 1030 code for a protein of 254 amino acids. Gene Ontology annotation, molecular function: hydrolase activity, acting on carbon-nitrogen (but not peptide) bonds. The transcript is spliced from 2 exons. NCBI's taxonomy places the organism in Eukaryota, Fungi, Ascomycota, Sordariomycetes, Sordariales, Sordariaceae. The record is from RefSeq and is a predicted model, not a curated record. Gene Ontology annotation, biological process: carbohydrate metabolic process.